UUCAUAUAUUUGUAAGAAGUGGGUAGCAGUCGCGUAAUAAAUACUUGUCGAGCAACACGUCUUUUAUUUAACAGUGGCGGCGAAUGGUAAAAUUAUAGUGCAAUACAGUGUUUUUAUCCACAAAAAUGGCUGGCAAAGGUAAUUUUCGGAGUUUGAUGUGAAAACGGGGAAUUGGACUUUAUAUUGCGACAGGUUAGACAUGUACUUUUUAGCUAACGGCGUUACGGACGAUUUGAAACUAGCAACCUUGAUCGCGAACGUAGGUGAAAGUGCAUAUGAAUUGAUAGUGAAUUUAUGUAGUCCGGACAAGCCAUCUACAUUAACUUAUGCUAAAGUGGUGAGUUUAGUGAAAGAACACUUAGAACCCGUACCAUCGGCGUUAGCGGAACGUUACAAGUUUCGGCAAUGCAGGCAACAAAAUGGCCAGUCUAUUGCCGAGUACGUGGCCACGUUAAAACAAAUGGCGAGGUUUUGUGACUUCGGUAGCGGGCUAGAAGAGAACCUACGGGACCAACUCGUGUGCGGGAUUACCAGUGACGCGAUUCGACAGAGGUUAUUUGCGGAUAAAAAACUCGAAUACAGUAAAGCGGUACUAAUAGCGACUACAAUGGAGUCGGCGGAGAAAGAUUCUAGUGCGGUAGAAUCUCCGGUGAUAGGAAUGCACUACAAUGCCAGCCAGAUUGGAAAAAAACAGUGUACGGCGUGCGGCGACACGAGACAUGAGCGCUUCGCGUGCAAAUUUAAGGAUUACAUAUGUGACACGUGUUCGCGUGUCGGGCAUUUGAGGCGUGUGUGUCCUGAAAAGGAGGGGCACAGAGCUAGGGCAAGACCGGGAGCGACUAAGAGUUGGGGAACCAGUCAGGAGCACGGAAGUGGCUCUGGAAGCCACGGCUACAACGAGAGGGCAUUGACCGGCCGUGGAGGCAGCACGGCGGGCAGGAGGCGGCGAGGCGCGCGCACGGGCGCGGCGGUCGCGCGCCAUCACUGCAUCCGGGGGCACCCCGAUCCGGCCGAGGAGGCUAGCUGGCGCGACAACGGAGGCGAGGGCUCGGGUGCGGGCCUUAGCCGGCGCACGGACAGCGACGACGAAUGGCCCAUAUAUCAAAUGGGACUAAGUCAAUAUCCACCGGUUUAAAGAUGUGUUCGACGGAACCCUGGGUUGCUUCACCGGCGGGCGGGCCACGCUGCAGCUGCGCGAGGGGGCGGUGCCUGUGUAUUGCCGGGCGCGACCUUUGCCCUACGCGUUACGUCAGCGCGUGGAUGCCGAAC
Messenger RNA from Cydia pomonella (codling moth), 1269 nucleotides. RefSeq lists its product as uncharacterized. The coding region runs from base 200 to 1135 and encodes 311 amino acids. NCBI's taxonomy places the organism in Eukaryota, Metazoa, Arthropoda, Insecta, Lepidoptera, Tortricidae. The record is from RefSeq and is a predicted model, not a curated record. The transcript is spliced from 2 exons.